GUAGAUGUCUGAGAGACGUCUUGGAGACUCUUAGACCUAAACCUGUUUUAGUUUUACCACGCUCCUCAACAGAAUCCGGUUCGUUUGACUGAAUCAAAAGAACCUUCUCCUGCUUCCUGCCUGCUUCAGAGCUCUGUUGGCUUUACUGAUGAUGAAGUGGUUCCUGUUCCUCGCUGCUUUCCUUCCCAUCACUCCCACUAUGACUGAGGUGGUGGCCUCAGUGUCUGAUUGCUCUGAGUUUCUUCUUGGGGGACGUCCUCCAAAGAUCCCAGGUAUCAUAGAGAACGGUGCCAUUCAGAACCAGAAUCGAUACAAACCCAUCUGCCAGACUUUCAACAACAAGAGAAGGUUUUUGACUGUCUACGACACCACGAACAAGAUUCCAGUGUUUUCUGCAUACAAGUUUAAAAAGGUAACAGCUGAGGAAAGACCGAACAUACCUUGGAUGGUCGAGCCACAGCUUUCAGGGGAUACAGACAAAAACAUGAAGAACUACACACCAAAGAAAUAUGACAAGCAAGCCAUUGACGGUGUUCCACAAGUAAAAAACUUUAACAGAGGCAGAUGGAGAGUCGUGGAGGACCGUGUUAAAAGUCUGAUGGAAAAAGUCUGUAUCAAUAAUGGUGUCAUUGAAGGAUUUGUAGUGGUUGGAGCACAUCCCAGUACUAACAAGGUUCUAAAUAACAGGGUAAAUAUUCCUAAAAUGCUCUGGUCAGCAUUUUACUGUUAUAAUUCCACCGAGAAUAAAUGGCUUGCAAGUGCUUACUGGGGCAACAACACUGAUGAAAAAGAACCUCUCUCCAUAAAGACUGUGGACCAACUGAACACAGAACUGAACAAAGAACUGAAAACGACGUCCGUUAAUGUGUUUCCUGGAUAAAACGAGUGUCUCGAAUCAACUGUUACUGAGUUUUACUAAGAGUUAGAUAAAACAUUUUGAAAAAGACCAAAAGAAAUAAAGAAAAAAUAAAAUAAAGGAGAAAAGAGAAGAUAGAUAGAUAGAUAGAUAGAUAGAUAGAUAGAUAGAUAGAUAGAUAGAUAGAUAGAUAGAUAGAUAGAUAGAUAGAUAGAUAGAUAGAUAGAACAGUUCAGUGAGAGGUUGCUGCAGAGCUGGAAAUUCAUCCUCAUGGUGACAUCAUUUCAUUCUGCAUCUGCUUAGAAAUAAAUACAUUUGAACUGCUUCCACUUUUGUUCUCUUUUUUUAAACAAACACACACUGAGCAAUAUUUCUUCUCAAACACAUAGUUUUUAUGUAACAACAUAUUAAUUCUGUAAUGCUUGUUAAUUGCAGAUAUAUACAAUGAUUUACAACUGAUACCAAUACUUCCAGCUGCAGAAGCUACUGGGGGAUAAAACGGUAGAUCUCUGAUCCUGUUCCAGAAAUAUGGUGUUCCAUGAAC
Messenger RNA from Melanotaenia boesemani (Boeseman's rainbowfish), 1400 nucleotides. RefSeq lists its product as uncharacterized. Bases 149 to 880 code for a protein of 243 amino acids. NCBI's taxonomy places the organism in Eukaryota, Metazoa, Chordata, Actinopteri, Atheriniformes, Melanotaeniidae. Gene Ontology annotation, molecular function: hydrolase activity; metal ion binding; nucleic acid binding. The record is from RefSeq and is a predicted model, not a curated record. The transcript is spliced from 3 exons.